Messenger RNA from Tribolium castaneum (red flour beetle), 1663 nucleotides. RefSeq lists its product as uncharacterized. Gene Ontology annotation, biological process: regulation of transcription by RNA polymerase II. The record is from RefSeq and is a predicted model, not a curated record. Gene Ontology annotation, molecular function: DNA-binding transcription factor activity, RNA polymerase II-specific; protein binding; RNA polymerase II cis-regulatory region sequence-specific DNA binding. Lineage: Eukaryota; Metazoa; Arthropoda; Insecta; Coleoptera; Tenebrionidae. The coding region runs from base 468 to 1640 and encodes 390 amino acids. The transcript is spliced from 2 exons.
CAACCACCCGAAAUUUUUAUUCAUACUAAUGUUGUGUAUACGCGUGUGUGUGGUCCCCCCCCUCAUCUCUUUAAUUGAUUUCAAUCGAAAAAUACCGAAAUUAAUACGCGGUAAUAACGUAAUCGAAGCAAUAAUGAAAUUGUUGAUCUAUAUCGUCCCUCGACCAAUAAUAUUAUUUCCUCGUGAAUAAUUGAUGCGCCCGUUUCAAAAAACGCACGAUUACGGUCCUGCGCUCACAAUUAAUUGCCAAUCAUUUAAUUACCGACUCGUCUAAUUAAGCCACGAGUCGAAAAAAUCCUUACACCCCCACCACCCCUCCGCACCCCCAUCUUGAUGCGCAAAGAAUCGCAAAGGGGUAGAAAGAGCAACCCCCACCAAGCCAAUAUAGAGAGGGUAAUAUUUUGAAUUAUGGUUAUAAAGCACUGACAUUUGAUGAAGAUAUCAGUGGUCGGUGACGAGUGAGUGAUAUGUACUCGCUGUACAGGGCCUGGCUGUCUUUGGGCCCGUGCCCCAUUCCGGCCCUGCCUCCGGCGCCCCUCAACCUCACGGCCCCCGCACAGGGCGCCCCCGACGUCGCCCUCCAAGUCGGGCCCCAAAUGACGCACUUUGCCGCGCACAGGGCCGUCCUCGAGACACACAGCGGAUUUUUCAAAGCGGCUUUACUCAACCACGCAGACGCCGCCCCCAUUGCCGUCCCCAACGUCAACGUGGACGAAUUUUCGUCCCUUCUCACGUUCAUGUACACCGGCUACUUGGAUCUCAACCUCAGCAAUAUAUACAAUAUUCUACUCGCCACUCACAUCCUGCACAUGCCACGUGCCCUUGAGAUUUGUCGUUCUUUCCUCCUCCAAAGCCAGCCCACUUUGCCACGCCCCGCAAUAAUUAAACCAAUCCCGAGUCGUAAAACGGCACCCCCCACCCAACAAAUCCACGCCCCCACCUAUGGUCACUUGGAGAAAUCUGAGGCUACGCCUUUUAAAACCGUCGUUACGCAAAGUCGAGCAUCGACGUCGAAGACCGAAGACGCGCCGACCGAAAAACCGAAAAGCGAAAAACCGAAAAAACGCCGCAGCGAAACAAGUGCCAGUGGAAGCGAGAAGGUUAUUAUCGACAUCGCUUGCUGCGAUGGACCUGUGAGGUUUCACCGUGUGAUUAAUAAAAAUUACGGACAGCAAACGCAAAGUGAAAAUGUUUACGAUCAAGUGGACGAAGUUAAUCGAAAUGCUGCAAUGAAUAAGGCGAUGACGGAGAAUAUCAGAGAUCGCGAAUUGUCGGAUGAGAAUCAAGCAGGCAGCGAGAUGUUCACUUGUUUGUACUGUAACCACACGUUCAAGUCGCAGUAUUGUUACCAGAAGCAUGCCCGAAGGCACUUGAAUCCCGUUAGCCUUGACGGGAAAAAUGUGGCAACGGUGCCCAAAGAAAACAAGCGAGAGGUGAAGUUACUAGAUAUGAACGUACAGUAUUAUCCUUGUAAGACGUGCGGCUCGAAAUUCCCUAGUUACUAUUUUGUUCACAAGCACCGCAAAAUGUGUCACGCCGACAAAAUGGCCGAUAAUAACAACAAAAACAACGAAAUGGUGCCCGAAAACAGUGACAGCAGCAGCGCCAUCGACGUGGAAGCUGUCAAUAAUGACGUUUAAACUCAAUAAAUGUAUCAAACUUU